Perkinsus marinus ATCC 50983 is the source of this 309-nucleotide messenger RNA. RefSeq lists its product as hypothetical. The transcript has 3 exons. Bases 1 to 309 code for a protein of 102 amino acids. The record is from RefSeq and is a predicted model, not a curated record. Lineage: Eukaryota; Perkinsozoa; Perkinsida; Perkinsidae.
AUGGACAAGGUCGAUGUUGAACAGCAGGGCUGCGCGUCGGCGUCGGUGAAGGGGAAAGUAACUGAGGGCGAAUCUGAUGGGAUACGAAGAGACAGGUUUGGCUGCGUUAUAAUGUCGAAGUCGAAGAGUCAUUCGUUGUGUUUUGCGGAUGAGGUCCCAGGGGCCAAUCGGGAAUCACUGGUCUUCACUGUCAAUGUUGAGAGCUUCAAGAAGCACAAUGGAGCAUUCAACCACACAGCUGGCGGCUCUGUCGCUUUCAUGACGAGACGCGCCACAGAAUGUUUCCCUAAUCACGGCGACUCCCUCUAG